This is a messenger RNA of Mangifera indica (mango), 2690 nucleotides long. RefSeq lists its product as uncharacterized. Bases 375 to 2360 code for a protein of 661 amino acids. The record is from RefSeq and is a predicted model, not a curated record. NCBI's taxonomy places the organism in Eukaryota, Viridiplantae, Streptophyta, Magnoliopsida, Sapindales, Anacardiaceae. The transcript is spliced from 3 exons.
GAAGAAAUCAUAUGCUUUUUUCUCUUGAACAGUGACCAUUGCAAGCCAUUAAGAAAUUUUAGUACUAUCCCUUUUUGUUUUAAGGAGUACCCUUAAGAUUGUAGAGACUAUCUCUUUCCGGAGUUACUCUUUGGAUCAGAUAAGAUCUUCACAGUAUGAAUUUAAUCUAGAUAUGUCUCGAAUAAAUUUCCUAUCUUUCCCACUUAGGAGAAAUUUUAGUGUAUCUGCAUCUGACUCAUCAUCGUUCUUUGCGUCGGUUGGGGAUUGGUCAAGAAAAAAAUUCUUUCAAGCAAAAAUCAAAACAAGGAGAAGAGAACACUUGUCUAUCUAAAGUCCAAUCUUUCUUGUAAAGAUCCAAGAUUUCUGCUUUUGGUAUGGAGUUAGUGCCGUAUUCAGGGGACCCAGAUGGGAAAUCCGGAUCUACAACUCUUCCUUGGCAGGACAUGUUUAGAUCAGCCUCAAUUCGUGAGCCUUCACCAAACCCUCCGUCUCACGCGCCACCAACUGAACCCCAAGUGCCGCCAGUGAUGCAAUCGGAGAAGAGAAAUUCCACUGGCCCAGAUCAUGAAAACACAUUAUCUGGUGAUCCUCAGGUGAGACUUGCUUUAUAUAUAGCCAUGGCUCAUGCUGGUCUUGCUUUCACUAUUUUUAUUCUCUACUUUAUAUGCAAGCUAUUGCAAGAGUAUCUUAGGCCAAUUCAGUGGGCGAUAUUGUGUUCAAUUCCACUGAGAGGUAUUCAACAAGCCCUUGUGGCGUUUUGGAGUGAGCCAUUGAAACUUGGCCUUACUGAGACUGUGCUUGCUAUUCCUGUCUCUAUGUUUAAGGUUUUCAUUGGUACCCUAGUAGAUAUUAAGGAUGUUUUCUUAAAGGUGUUUCUAAAAAGACCGAAACAUAAUCGUCCUAGAAGUAUUCGAAGUGGAUUUUCAAAGUUACUUAGGUGGCUAAUGUCUUUUGGUGUGUUUGUGAUUACUUAUGAGAGGAUUGGUGGUUUUGGAUCAUUGCUGAUACUUGGUUUGGGAUUUUUGUUUACUACUAGAAAUGUCGAUUCAACUUUGUCUGCCGUUUCAUCAUUUAGGAGCAAUAGUUUUAGGCGUAGUUCAAUCAGCGCAUUUUUCACAAGAGGCAUAUUGAAAAGGUUAGAAACCAUUGUUGCAAUUGGAUUGAUUGUUGGUAUGAUUGUAGUGUUUUUGAGUGGAAUGAUAUUUUUCUCUUACAAGAUCGGUGUUGAAGGAAAAGAUGCUGUGUUUUCAAUAAAAUCACAUGUUGAGCAGAGUAAUUAUGCUGAAAGAAUGGGUGUUAAACAAUGGAUGGAGGAGAAUGAUUUGCCUGGAAUGGUGGAUAGAUACACUACUACAGUUUAUCAGACCGUGUCUGAACAGAUAGAUAGCCUGGCGAUGCAGUACAACUUGACUGAAUUUGUUAUGGGGAUUAAGCAGAUCGUGAUAGUUCCGUCUGGUAAUUCCUCAGGGAAAUCAACUGCUUUGAUGACACCCUCUCCAUAUACUGAGAAACUUGUGAGUUUAAGGAAGAGCAUUCGCAAUCGAGAAUGGGGACAAAUUUAUGCAGAACUGAAUGCUAUUUUUCAAGAAUUGAUGAUCACCAGAGUGGAUCUAGUUGAGAAGGCGAAAGAGUUCGCUGCUCAAGGAGCGAAUGUGUUGCAAAGUUUAUUUGCUAGUAGUGCAUCAGUCUUAGGUGGCAGUGCGAAGCUUAUGCUCUCCAUUGGAUAUUCCAUAAUAUCAGGAGCUGCAGAGGUUUUCAAUUUUGUGUCUCAGUUGAUGAUAUUCUUGUGGCUUUUGUAUUAUCUUAUCACAUCAGAGUCUGGUGGAGUAACAGAACAAGUAAUGUGUAUGCUUCCAAUUUCUCAGUCUGCAAGGAUCAGAUGCGUUGAAGUUAUUGAUAAUGCUGUUUCUGGUGUUCUUUUGGCCACAGCUGAAAUUGCAUUUUUUCAGGGAUGUCUUACAUGGCUAUUGUUUAGACUGUACAAAAUACACUUCUUGUAUAUGUCAACCAUCCUUGCUUUCAUUAGCCCACUUUUACCAAUCUUUCCAUCUUGGUUUGCAACAAUACCAGCUGCUGUCCAGCUUCUGCUUGAAAGUAGAUAUAUAUUGGCAAUCAUCUUGUCCGUUAUUCAUCUUUCACUUAUGGAAUAUGGAGCAUCUGAAAUUCAGGAGGAUAUACCUGGUUAUAGUGCAUACCUCACAGGACUCAGCAUAAUUGGUGGAAUGACAGUGUUUCCAUCUGCAUUGGAGGGAGCGAUUAUGGGGCCGCUGAUAACGACAGUUGUGAUUGCUCUGAAAGAUUUGUAUGCUGAAUUUGUUCUGGAGCAACCAAAGAAAAGUAACCAGGAGAAUGCAGUUUAGUCUCUCCUAUUGGCUGCUUCCCAUUCAUAUUUAUUUGCAGCCAUGUGGAGACCUCAUGUACAGUAGUUAGAGUUGCUUCGGUCAAGAUACAAUAGUGGUUGCCAAUUAGUAUAUGCAUCAAGUUGUUGGCUCUGCUUCUUCCUCAGCAUGGUGUGCUUCACAUUUGUUCUUAUUUAUAUAUACCACUAGAGUAUGGCUUCUUUUUCCUUUUUUAUGGUUGAGAUCACGUAAGUGUGUUCAGAUUCAAAGUUGUAAAUUCAAUUUGUAAAAACUUGUUAAGGCCCUAUGUUUGGAACAUAUAGUUAGUGAUUCUUUCAUAUAGUUUGACAA